Aplosporella prunicola CBS 121167 is the source of this 1274-nucleotide messenger RNA. RefSeq lists its product as uncharacterized. NCBI's taxonomy places the organism in Eukaryota, Fungi, Ascomycota, Dothideomycetes, Botryosphaeriales, Aplosporellaceae. Bases 1 to 1143 code for a protein of 380 amino acids. The transcript has a single exon. The record is from RefSeq and is a predicted model, not a curated record.
AUGGCUGCUGCCGGCGAAGCUGAUUCCUCGACGCAUCCUCCCGCCGCGCGACCCGUCCCCGAAUCAGCGCCCGAGCACCAUGGCCGCCCUUCUUCUCAUAUCCCGCCGCUGCCCGACGAUACUCCCUCCAAACGCCCGCUGAGUGGUUUGCGUUCGCUGUACACGGGCGCCACCUCAUUUCGAUCUCGUCUGCGCGGUCGUCAAAAGGCCCCCAGCACCGCGACUUCCGUGUCCUCGUUGCCCGUCAUCGUGCGCACCUACUCUGGCGAAGACCGUCCCUCUCAGUCCAACAACACCAACCUCACCGCUGCCGCCAAGGGCAAAAACAUGGCCACCCUAGUCCCACCUGUCUCUGACUUCUCGUUCGACGGCAUCCUUCGUGCCGUCGAACCUGAUAUCUCGGGUGCCAUCGACGCCAUUGCGGCCAUCUGCGCACGUAGCAAGUUCUCUCUCGCCGACGAGUAUGCUGCGCACCGACCUCCUCAUGAGGUUCUCGAGACGCCCAUUCCGUACCCCCAGCCACAGCGUCUCUCGCGGUGGUGGACGGCGGGUGGAAAUGCGCUAGCUCCGCUUCCCGAGGCCAGCAGCAGCAGUGAGCGCCUCGCGGGAAGUCACAAGGAUUCCGAGUCCUCCAGCGCCGGCAAGAGCAGGAAGAACUCGGCGUAUGGCAGUCUGAAGAGCAUCGUGUCCGGCGAGGGCAAAGGCGGGCUGGCAGCUCUCUUCGGCGGCGGGGAAGCAGACCGGCAGCAAGACGAACGGGACAACUGCCAGCCUUCCCGGGCCGUCGACAGCGCCCCUUGGAUAGUCUGGGACUCGUCACAUCCCUCCAUCAUGCUGACCUCUGGGCCUGCCGCCUCUCCCCACCUCUCGCUUGCCACGUCAGACCAGCCGUGUCGGGCGGACGCGGUGAUUGGAUCCGCUGCGCCUAUGCCAGCAUCGACUUCCGUGCCGCCACCGACGGCUCGGAUGUCGGAACGCGAAAGUGCAAGCUCGCGUUCAAACUGGUUGCCAUGGGCUCGCCAGCAGCAUGCCGCGUCCGCACCCGUGCCCGUCGCCGACGGCUCCAACGCGGAGCAGAAGCUGAAGGAGCUGCUGCGAGCGCCGUCGAACGGCCAGUCAAAAGCCGCGACGAGCUAUGGGUGAACGAGAUGAUCUGCCAUCUGGUCGGAGUUUGGUGUAUGGUGUAGUGAUGAGCAUUUUCUCAGCCGCAUGCUGAUCUCCCUUCGAGGUCUGCCUUCUCGAUCAUGUCUUCCUUCGUCAUGCAGGUAUGAAAG